GCAAGCAACUUUUGAGGGCCCGGGAACAACGGAGCUGAGAUGAAAAGGAUCCUACAAAGGAUCCAGCCUCUCAGCCUGGAGAGAGGGAAGCCAGCCAGAAGCAAGGCGCUGAGCUCCUUGCAAGUAACCCCCAUCAAGGGCAGAGCAAGAAAGGAGGACUAAGGCUGAAGGGGUCACGAGUACCAAGGCGUUGUGGCCAUCAUUGUCUUCCUCCACAGUAUGAAUUCAAGGCCAAGAACGUGAAGAAGAGGAAAGUCAACAUUGUCGUCUCGGUUGACGGGGUGAAGGUGCUGCUGCGGAAGAAGCAGAAGAGAAAGGAAUGGACCUGGGAUGAGGGUAAAAUGAUGGUGAUGCACGACCCCGUCUACAGAAUCUUCUACGUCUCCCACGACUCGCAAGAUCUCAAGAUCUUCAGUUACAUCGCCAGGGACAGCACCAACAAUUCCUUCCGCUGCAAUGUGUUCAAGUCCAAGAAGAAGACCCAGGCGAUGCGCGUGGUACGGACGGUGGGCCAAGCGUUCGAAGUGUGCCACAAGCUCAGUCUGCAGCACGCCCUCCAGAACGCAGAUGGCCAGGCAGAUGGGGCCAGCAACAAUUCUGCGGAUGAUUCUCAGCUAGAAGGUCUCCAGCCGGUGGAACCGUCCUUGGCUGACAGAGAGAAUACCCUGGCCAUCUCGGGAGGGGCGUGCCUGCCCGACUGCGGCGUCUGCGAGCUGCCUUUCUCCGUGCCUGACCUGGGGGACCUGAAAACUGGGCUCAGCCCGACGGCCAGGGACAGCCAGGAAAAUGAGAACAGCUGUCUUCGGCCCUCCUCUGCCCAGCCGCUAGGCAGCACCGGGAGCCCCGGUUCCUCUGCCUCGGCCACCCCGCUCGCCUCCCAGCACUGCCUCCAGCUGCUCCAGCAUCAGCUCUUCCAGCAGCAGCAGCAGACGCAGGUGGCCAUUGCACAGGUGCAACUGCUGGAAGACCAGCUGUCGGCCGAGACCACCGCCCGCGUGGAGGCCCAGGCUCGGGUCCGCCAACUGCUCCUGACUAACCGCGAUCUCCUCCAACAUGUCUCCUUGCUGGUGAGGCAACUGAAGGAGCUGGAGAUCAAGGUGCAGCCGCGACGUCCAGUUGACCGUUCACUGCAGAACUUGAACUUGGACCACCCGCUGUCCCUCAGCCUGAAGGACCACUGCAGCCUGGAAAUCAAUUUGUCUUCCACCUCGACACCAGCCAGCAUAGCGGGCAGCCCCAUGACGCAUCUCGCCCUGUAUGAAUCCCACCAGAACAUGGCCAGCUUGGAGAAGGGCGGUGGACUGUCCAGCAGGCUAGAGAACGAAGAACAGCUGGUGGUUCUGGAAGGGCCCGACGGCCUCCGCAGCGUCGAGGGAUCCGAGGCGGACGAAUGCGGCGGGCCCAACGGAGGCACGCAGCCAACAUGCAGCGGCCCAGAUGCACCGGUGCAGAGGGAAAGAUUGCAGCUGUUCAUUCCCAAGCUGAAUCCACCUCCACCCACCCUGCGGAGGAGAUCGAGUAAGACCAUCUCUCCUUGCUCGGAGACGGAGAAGGUUGGAGCAGCUGCCAGAGCCUAUCCAGAACCCUCCAUGCUCGGUAGCGCUGGCAUCUUCUCUAGGUCUGAGUCUGACGCCAGGACAGCUAGUGGCCGUGCCAAAACCCAAAGCCGGGAGGGUAUUGGGCAGGACGCAGAGGCACGUUCGCCGGUGGAAGACCCAAGGGAAGCAGCUGAGAACUUGAACGUCACACAGCCCUUCUUGGCCAUCAAUGAAACCUGUUUGCGUAUCAGCCUGUCUGAGGAUGAGCUUGACAAGAAUGGGACCUGUGCGGCUCUUGCAUAAAGCGCUUCAAGGACAGACUGUUGUUUGAAUGCUCUGUUGAUACAGGACAGAAAUCCUGAAAUGGGUCCACGAAAGUAACGCUGCACAAAAGCAGAAGCUGGGAACUGAAACCGCUGUCUCCGGAUGAAGGCAACUUGGAGGCUCUGAAGUCUUCCAGCCAGAAGAGGGCAUCUUCCUCCAAGCACCACCUGAACGCGCCGAAGAAGUAACACCCAACUUCUUGGUGUGGUUGGCUGGUUUGCAAACUGUGAUACCAUCGUAAGAAGUGAAUGUCCAUCAGGAAAACAUCCUCACCACCUUCACUCCCUCCUGGAGAGGACCUCAGCCCCAACUGCUGAACAAAUGGCCCUGCCGGAGAUUGCUCCCAAGGCUUGAACAAGUCCAUGAUCUUUCAGGGGCAAUGGGGCCAGAACAGCUAAUUGCAGGUGGCCUGGAUAAUGGAAGACGUGGGAGGUUCCACCGUUCAGCCAACAAAGGUCAACAUCUAAGAGCUGAGAGAAAGUUACUGCUAGUUUAGCAAUGAUUUCCAGCUGCCUCCAUGGAGUUCAGGGGAGACAUGCAGAUGACUGCUGCUCUCCAGAGGUCUGUAUGACAGAAGCCAGCCUCCUCCUGCCUGAGUUUUGAGCCGAGGGGGACACCCCAAUGCCAGGAUUCCCGAGCCGAGGAAGCCGGGUGCCCCCCGAAGCCUCUUCCCUCCCUGUCUCCUUCACACAGCUCAACGUCUGUAGUUCUACUGGAGGAGAUGGGAGUGAGUUAUUCAGGAAAAGAGCUGGUGCUUAUUAAAAAAAAAAAGGUUUCUUGGGUCCUAGGAAAAAGAUUCUACCGAUGUGCAGGAAUUUGGCCCAAGCAGUCAGAAUCUGAGAUGCUUGCAUCUGGGGUAAAGGCCACCUGGGGCUAGUACAGGCUGUAACAGCUCCCCCCCCUCAGAAGCCCCUUCAUUACCCGUGGGGAUAAACACCUACCAGCAAGGAGCUGUAUGAAAAUGUCUUAAGGGUUCAAACUCAGUGCGUGGAACAGGACAGGAGUUGCAAACGGAGAUGCUGCUAUUGCGGACUCGCACUACAGGCACCAGGCUCACGCGGAGCAAAACAGAAUGACCACUGCAUUGCUGUGGGUGACGGCCACAAAAAGAGGGCAGAGUCCAGAGCAAGUUGUCGAAGAGGACAAGGGGAGGGGAGGGCCCUUAAAGGAUCAGAAAUGAGGUCUUUGUGGUAAGACAUGCACGAAAGGAGCUGCUCCAUCUGAAGACUCCAGAGGGAUGGAACUGUGUGAAUCGUUGCAAUGCAGAAAGGGAGUGUGUGAAAGAGGGAGAAAGAGAGAGAGAGACCAGGAAGGAAGGAUGUCUUAGAAGACACACUAUGACUGCGCUCUGUGCCAAGCGAUCGCCAACCAGGGGACAAGAUGGCAGCUUCAGAACAGACAACUGAGGCUGCCAACCUCCAAAAGUAAACCGCUCUCGCUCCUGUGCUUGUGGGACGGGCUGAAAUUUUCUGGAGCUGCUGCAUCACACUGAGACCAGCCCCAAGGCACGCUGUAGUUUCAGGGGUGCGGACCAUCCCACGGCAAGCCUGGGAAACUCCUGGCUGCGCUGGACCACCCAGCAGGGUCCCCCCUUCCCCCCAGGGAAAAACAAGGCCUUAACUUCUGAAUCAGAAGCCAGCUAUCAGACUUCUCUGUGUUCCUCGCCUCUCCAGCUGCUUUCACUUUCCCCAAAAGGGAGAAAAGGCAGAAAAAUGCGGGGAGUGUUUGGAAGCGACCCUCACGGCCAUUUUA
This is a messenger RNA of Python bivittatus (Burmese python), 3614 nucleotides long. NCBI's taxonomy places the organism in Eukaryota, Metazoa, Chordata, Lepidosauria, Squamata, Pythonidae. The record is from RefSeq and is a predicted model, not a curated record.